This is a messenger RNA of Haliaeetus leucocephalus (bald eagle), 1547 nucleotides long. Its product is annotated as eukaryotic translation initiation factor 4 gamma 1-like. The coding region runs from base 99 to 1547 and encodes 482 amino acids. Lineage: Eukaryota; Metazoa; Chordata; Aves; Accipitriformes; Accipitridae. The transcript has 11 exons. The record is from RefSeq and is a predicted model, not a curated record.
AAGUCAGUCGGAUGAACGGUCUCUGCAGGCCCGCUCAGCCGGCCCAGGUUUUUCCCGCGGGGGGAUAGCGAGGGGAUCCUUAUGCACAACCCCAUGAAAUGAACAAAGCUCCACAGCCCACAGGAGGAGCCCCGACAGCCCCGCACCCUGCCCCUUCUCCCGGACUGCCGCAGCCGACAUUCCCACCCGGUCAGACGGCACCUGUGGUUUUUAACCCGGCACCGACCUCACAAAUGAAUACGCCUUCUCAGCCGCGCCAGCAUUUCUACCAGAACAGGGCGCAGCCUCCCGCCAGCGCGUCCCGCGUGCAGAGUAACACGACGGCCCGUCCCGGCCCCCCUGCCCAUGUGUAUCCGGCUGCUUCCCAGGUGAUGAUGAUACCCUCCCAGAUAUCCUACACACCUUCCCAAGGAGCCUAUUACAUUCCCGGACAGGGUCGCUCCACGUACGUCGUCCCGACCCAACAGUACCCGGUCCAGCCCGGCGCCCCUAGUUUUUACCCUGGAGCCAGCCCCACAGAGUUCGGGACUUACGCGGGUGCUUAUUACCCGGCACAGGGGGUGCAGCAGUUCCCAGCGGGGGUCCCUACCGCCCAGGUCAUUGUGAGCCAGCAGCCGCCGAUCCCCCCAAAACGAGAGCGCAAGACGAUCCGGAUACGAGACCCCAACCAAGGCGGCAAGGACAUCACUGAAGAAAUCAUGUCCGGAGCAAGGACCUCAUCCACCCCCACCCCUCCACAGGCUGGAAGCGGUUUGGAGCCCCAGGCCAACGGAGAGACCCCCCAUGUAGCAGUUAUUGUCCGGCCAGAUGACCGCCCGAAGCCGGCGCUGGUGGUGAGCAAGCCCGUCUCCCUGGAGCCCAGCAAGUCGGCGUCCCCGUCACCUCCCCCUCCCCUCAUCCCCGAGGUGGAGCCUGUGGUGCUCUCGGCCGUGACGCUGGUGCCAAUGGAGCCCCCCGUGGAUGCGGACACUAAAGUGGAGCUGGGCGAGGCGCCGCCCGACCCUCACAAGACGUUUAGCGCCAUCACUACAGUGCCAGGGGCUGCGGAGCUGCCCCUCGUGCCCGCACCAGAUAUGGACACGGUGGCUGCGGAGGAGGAGGAGGAGGAGGAGGAGGUCGCCAUUCCCCUCCCCCCCCCGCCGCCCCGGGAAGAGCCCUGCCCUGAGCCGGCUGCCGAGCCUGCUGCUGAGGCCAACGGGGUCUUAGAGGAGGUGCCCGAGCCGGUUCCUGAGGUGCCCGUGUGCCAGCCGGUGCCUGCGCUGGUGCCCGCGCCCGCCCUGGACUCCCCCAUCGCCCAGCCCGAAGAGCUGCCCCUGCCCAACGGGGUGGAGGGCACUGGCAAAGCAGAGCCGAGUGAGGAGCAGCCCGAGUCAGAUGUCAGCCCCAUCUCGGAGCCUGAGGAACCGGCCCAGCCCAGCACUCCUGCCUCCCCCCCGGCAGAGGAGGAGGAGGAAGAGGAGAGCGAAGGCCCGGGUGAGGCCCAGGAGCGGAGCUCAAGCCCGGCCCCUGCCCCUUCGCAGACCUCGGAGGCGACCGCGCAAGGGUAG